Aspergillus alliaceus is the source of this 1224-nucleotide messenger RNA. RefSeq names its product ESCRT-III subunit protein VPS20. The record is from RefSeq and is a predicted model, not a curated record. The transcript is spliced from 3 exons. Gene Ontology annotation, cellular component: multivesicular body; ESCRT III complex. The coding region runs from base 69 to 704 and encodes 211 amino acids. Gene Ontology annotation, biological process: vesicle budding from membrane; late endosome to vacuole transport via multivesicular body sorting pathway. Lineage: Eukaryota; Fungi; Ascomycota; Eurotiomycetes; Eurotiales; Aspergillaceae.
UGAUAAAACUUAUCAGUGGCCGCUCACUUAUCGAGCGCAAGAGCGGCAGUAGACAAUAUGUGUUGACAAUGGGCAACACGAACAGCUCCCAUAAGGUUUCCGCUCAAGAUAGGGCCAUUCUCGAUCUGAAAAUACAGCGAGAUAAGCUCCGUCAGUAUCGGAAGCGUAUUACGGUUCUCACCGAUCGCGAAACUGAGAUUGCAAAGGAAUGCCUUGCUCAAGAUGAUCGCAAGCGCGCUCUCCUCGCUUUGCGCCGUAAGAAAUACCAAGAGUCACUUCUGAUCAGAUCCGAAAAGGAGCUUGAUCAACUGGAACAACUGAUCAACCAAGUCGAGUUCUCACUCGUCCAAAAGGAUGUCCUGUUUGGUUUACAGCAGGGCACGCACGUACUACAAGCUAUCAACAAAGAAAUGGGGGGUAUCGAAAGUAUUGAGAAAUUAAUGGGCGAGUCGGAGGAAGCGCGAGCUUAUCAGGAGGAGAUCAGCCAGAUGCUCUCCGGGAAUUUAUCAAACCAGGACGAAGAUGAAGUCGAGGAUGAGUUGGUUGCAUUAGAGCGAGAAGCGCAGGGACUGCAGAACUUGCCAGCUGCUCCAAAGUCCAAGCUCCCAGGAAGGCCAAACCAGGAGGGACAGAGGACACAAGAUCAAGAAGACAAACACCGGACAGCAGACAGGAACAAGGAACAAUCCGCAAUCCCGGCUUGAAAGAUGAUUUCAUGCCACCAUGCACCUUCUACAAACUGGAGACAUGCGUUGAAGAGUUGGAAGCAUUUCUGGCGUUGGUGGAACAUUCGGAUUCAUGCAAUUCACUACGUCUCUGGUUAUCUUGCGUUGCCAAUUAUAGAGCUAAAUUUGAGAUGGAAUAGCGCUUUGAGCCCGACUCUGAUUACGAAAAGUUUCCGCGUCUCUUUCUUCACCGUGCUUUGUAGGGGCAGAACGUCUUUCGCUUAACAUGUAUAUCACCAUGUCUCUCGCUUAAAGUAGUAUUUUCCCCGGACGAAUCAUACAAGGGUCAUGUAACUCACUGGCCGGGCAUAAUCCUACCUCCCACGUCAUUUACGCCUUGAAUCACGACGUGGUCACUGGGGUUCGCUGCUGCUUCGUAGAGAAAGCUGACAGGCUCUCGGUUCAAAGCCAUAAACUGACCCUUGAAUCCAACAUAACCAACCUUGGUCACAUCCUCCUCCCCAUCACUCCAGUUGUCUUCGAAGAAUAGGGUGAUGGA